This is a messenger RNA of Echinostoma caproni, 876 nucleotides long. Lineage: Eukaryota; Metazoa; Platyhelminthes; Trematoda; Plagiorchiida; Echinostomatidae. The record is from the annotation of a GenBank genome assembly.
AUGUGCUCAAAGGAUGCAUACUCAUUGUUGAAGAAUUUGGCAUUUUCAGACUGUCCUAUAUCGCUAUCAUUUGAAUCACUUAAAAAAUUGCUGCUGAAGCAUCUACAGCCGGCUAAUUUCGAAGAUGCUGAACGAGCCAAAUUUCAUUCACUCACAUGCGGUGGAAGCCAACCUGUACGUGACUUUAUUCUUCAACUUCAGACUCAAGCAUCUCGUUGCAACUUUCAAGAUCAAUUGCAAACCCAGUUACGUGGUCGAUUAACUGCCGGUAUUAAUUACCCGGAAUUACAGCAAAAGCUCUUGCUCAUGCACGAUUGCACAUUUCAGUUGGCUACGGCAGUCUGUAAACAGUACCAAGACGUCCGUGCCAUUAUUUAUGAUGAAUCCAGCUUGUCGUUCAAUGUCAGCGAUUCCAAACAGCCACCAUCCAGACAAAAGCGUACUGUUUCACGUCCUUUCUCCCCACAAUUACAUUCUACCGUCAUCACGGACGCAUUGCCCGUUGGAAUUGGAGCUGUGUUGGAGCAGAAUGGUCAUCCGGUGCUGUGCAUCUCACGCAGACUCACGGCUGCCAAACGUGGGCAUUCCCAAACUCAAGGAGAAGCUCUAACUGUCUAUUGGGUUGUCACGCGUAUGCACAAGUAUCUUUAUGGUACUCCUUUCACUAUUGUGAGUGAUCAUGAAGCCCUGCAGUUCAUUUACAACCCUCAACGUUCCCUGGCUAAGUCAUCUGCAGCCAUGGUACAACGAUGGAGUAUGCGUUUAUCGCCUAUUCUUACGACAUCCAUCAUUGCAGUGCGCAGUCCAUUCCACAUGCAGACUAUCUAUCACGCUUUGCCGUUGCAGAGGAGGCUUCUACGAGUGAUGGUCUACUAA